This is a messenger RNA of Branchiostoma floridae (Florida lancelet), 566 nucleotides long. RefSeq names its product zinc finger protein 771-like. Gene Ontology annotation, cellular component: nucleus. Gene Ontology annotation, biological process: regulation of transcription by RNA polymerase II. Gene Ontology annotation, molecular function: RNA polymerase II transcription regulatory region sequence-specific DNA binding; DNA-binding transcription factor activity, RNA polymerase II-specific. The coding region runs from base 3 to 566 and encodes 187 amino acids. The record is from RefSeq and is a predicted model, not a curated record. The transcript has 3 exons. NCBI's taxonomy places the organism in Eukaryota, Metazoa, Chordata, Leptocardii, Amphioxiformes, Branchiostomatidae.
AGAUGCUAGCCUCUGAUUCGGCACUGUUGUCAUACCCAGAAAUGGAAGAUUCCAGCUGUGAACAUUCCUUGGAAGAGCAGUGUGUUGGGCAUCCUGGGAAGGAGAUGGACCAUCCUGGACACCCUGGGAAGGAGAGUGACAGCAGGGAGACCCAGACAUGGGCCUGCAGCAGGAAACAUACGACAAAACACACCGGUGAGAAACCCUACAUAUGUGGGGAAUGUGAGUACAAGACAACUAACAAAUCUCACUUAUCCCGACAUAUGAAAAUUCAUACAGGAGAAAAACCCCACAAGUGUGACCAGUGUGACUAUUCUGCAUCGCAUAAAAGCAAUUUAAACCGGCAUAUAGCAGCAAAGCACACUGGUGAUAAACCCUACAUGUGGGAAAAACCCUUCACGUGUGACCGGUGCGACUAUUCUGCUGCACAGAAAUGUACUUUGGACCGACACCUAAUGACACACACAGGUGAGAAACCCUACAUGUGUGGGGAGUGUGGGCAUAGGACAGCCGAAAAGUCUGACUUAGCCCGACAUAUGAGGACGCAUACAGGUGAAAAAACCUAA